AUGGGAGAGCUGGCCUCGCCGCCAGAGGCAGAGCUGUCAGAGCUGGAGCAGCGCAAGGUGGUGGUGCUAGGCGUGCCAUGGCAGACAGACGACUCCACCCUGCAGCAGCACUUCUGUCAGUUUGGUGUGGUGGAGGAGGCGCAGAUAAUGCGGGAGAAGUACACCGGGAAGUCUCGGGGCUUUGGCUUUGUCACAUUCCGCAGCACAACCGACGCGCUCAAGGCGGUGAAUGCGGAGCACUGCAUCGACGGGCGCAAGUGCGAGGCCAAGUUUGCUCUGCCCGAGGGCAAGUUUGGGAUCUGCCAGGACUGCUACAUGCCAAAAGACCCCUCCAAGCAGGGCCACCGAGGCAUCGGCUUUGUCACCUACAGCAGCCCAGAGUCGGUGGAGCUGGUGAUGAGCCAGACGCAUGUGCUGAACGGCAACGAGAUCGCCAUUGAUCGAGCGACGCCAAAGGAGAAGACCACGCUGCUGCCGGGCAGGCUCAGCAUGAGCCAGCCCAACCUGCAAAUGGCCGGCGCCAGCAGCCACGGCGGCUCGCAGUAUGGGUUGAUGCGCGGCAUGAACUCCCCUGCCUCGCCGCCCAGCUUGAGCAACGGGCUGCUGCUGGGGAUGAGCGGGCGCCAGAUGAGCCACCCCGCGCUGCCCAUGGGCGGCGGCUCCGGGCUGCUGGCGGGGUCGCCGGGGCAGCACAUGCACCUGCUGCAGGGCAACGGCAGCUCGCACGGAGGCGGCAGCUACCACGGCGGCGGCGGCGGCGGUGGGUACCACAGCAGCCAGCCGAUGCCCGCAGGCGGCAGCUACCACAGCGCGCAGCCCGCCAGCGGCAGCUAUCAUGGCGGGCAGGCGGCUAGCGGCAGCUACGGCGGGCAAGCGGCCGCCGGCAGCUACGGCGGGCAGGCCGCGGGCAGCUACGGCGGCCAGGCGGCUAGCGGCAGCUACCACGGCGGUCACCAGUUUGGCGGCGCGGGGAUGAGCAGCGGCGACGGCUCCUACCACGGCGGCCAGGCCAGCAGCGGCAGCUACAGCACCAGCCUGCCCAGCGUCAACUCCUUCGGCUCUGCGGGCAUGAACAUCAGCCUGCUGGCCCAGGCGCAGGCGGCGGCGCUGCAGCAGCAGCUGAGCACUAGCGCGGGGCAGAGCCUGCUGGACAGCAGCAGCCCCUCACAGCUCAUCAGCCUGCUCAGCGCCAACUCGGCGGCCGCCGCCGCCGGCGGCGCCGGCAUGGGCCGCUACGGCAGCGGCGGGCAGCCCGGCGGCGGCGGCGGCGCCGCCUCCUCGCAGAGCGACCUGGCCAGCCUGCUGGGCCAGUCGCAGGAGCAGUGCGUGCACGGCGGCUGGCUGCGCAGCACGCUGCCCAGCGCGGCGCCCACCAUGAGCAGCAGCAACAGCGGUUCGCUGGGGCCGGCGUCGGCACGCGCGGGCCCCCGCAUCUUCAUUGGCAAGCUGAACAAGGACACGAGCGAGCAGGACGUGAAGGACCAUUUCAUGCGCUUCGGCUUCGUGCUGGACGUGUACCUGCCGCGCGACAAGAACAACAAGCGGGAGCACCGUGGCUUUGGGUUUGUGACGUUUGAGACUGAGGCUGCCAUCCAGCGUGUGGUGGCGCACGGCCCUCACCACAUCAAGGGCUCCAUCGUGGCCAUCGACUCCGCGGUACCACGCCAGGAGGAGGUGGUACUGGCGAUUGACGGGCACACCGGGCUGGCCGCGGGCCCCGCGCUGACGGGCGCCGACCGCGACACUGCCGACGCCAUCCACGCCAUGGAGGUGCUGAGCCUGGAGGGCAGCGGGCGGGGCCGCGCCCUGCUGAGGCCCCCGCUGUCCGCCGGCGGCGCGGGCGUGGCGCAGCCGUACUGA
Chlorella variabilis is the source of this 1860-nucleotide messenger RNA. RefSeq lists its product as hypothetical. Bases 1 to 1860 code for a protein of 619 amino acids. The record is from RefSeq and is a predicted model, not a curated record. NCBI's taxonomy places the organism in Eukaryota, Viridiplantae, Chlorophyta, Trebouxiophyceae, Chlorellales, Chlorellaceae. The transcript has 10 exons. Gene Ontology annotation, molecular function: RNA binding.